Molecule: messenger RNA, 3411 nt
Organism: Wyeomyia smithii (pitcher-plant mosquito)
Lineage: Eukaryota; Metazoa; Arthropoda; Insecta; Diptera; Culicidae
Exons: 5
Coding region: 1068-2102 (344 amino acids)
Source: RefSeq, a predicted model, not a curated record
ACGUCUCAUAUCGAAUAUUUUAUUCGACCGCCGUGCAAGUAAAUCAAUUUUUGCUCCGCCGUCGUGCUGUAUCUGUGGAUUUGGUUUUCUUAUUUUUUAUUGUUUUCAACUUUGUAUGGAUCCGUGAAUGCUAGCAAACGCAGGAAUGGAAAAUUGUUGUCCCUUUGGUGUUAGAAGAUAGAUUUUCAGUGUUCAUAACUUAGAGUUAAAGCGUGGUGCAAAGGCGUCGAAAGAAACUAGAAGGUGUAUUUGGGCAAACUCUAGCAAGUGCACUUGAGCCUGGGACAAAGUGUGAAUGGUGCCCAGGUCAGUGUUCCAGAGUGCUUUCAAUUCAAGUGGCAAAAAAGGGUGGAGAGUGAAGCUGUAGAAAUCUGCAUUCUGCAGCGAGCAAAAUCCAAAGGAAAAUAUGCCUCCCUUGCCGUACUGAGCGGGACAGUUCGAUUAGCAGGGUAUGUGGAAUAUGUGUAUUUUUUCCUAGCCAGAAAAUUUCCCCCCGUGUUGUGUUGUGUGUCUUCGGUUCCAACGAAGCGAUAAGGAUUGCUGGUUAUUCUUCAUACUCUAGCGGAAAAGCAAAGUGAGAGGAUGAGAUUUGUGAAUGUGACGAGCCAAAAAUCCGAGGUAAAGAAAAUUAGGGCGGUGAGUUUUACCAUCCGCUGUUACUGCGUGUACACCAAGAUUUGUGCUCCGAAAGCAUGUUGAUUGAAACUUAUCCCGCAGUUGGGGUAGUAUGUUAUCAAUGUCGUCGAGUGUCGGAUGUCGAACAACAGUUUUCUACUUUCAUCAAGCAUACCGAACAACGAAAAUGUGGGAAAAUAUAGGAUAAAAAAAAGUUUUAUGCAAAUUUACGCUCCAGAAAACAGCAAACUAGAAUGAAAAUUCAUGCAGCAAGCUGAACUACAGGGAAGCUGCCGUAGUGCCGACCCCAUCGCAUGUUCGAUUGUCAUCAGCGUCGCACACGACCCGAAAGCGAGUAGAUCUAACUGUUAAGCAACGGUACAUUGCACACAGUUGCGCACUAGAUUGUUGACCAGGAUCAAGAGUAGUUCACCAGUCCGUUUACCGAGGAGAUGCAUUUUUGGAUUGAUAAGCGCUCACAAGCUUGUGGUUUCGGCAGAGCGCGGGUGGCAGCUUCUCUUUCUGGUGGUGGCGGGUUGGGCUUUGGGCAUCCCAGAAGAAUACCCAGAAAAUCAAUGGUUACCCCAAUACAUCGGUUUCAAACGGUCGACUGUACAAGACCACAUCCCUAUCGCCACCAACAACAGCAACAGCAGCAGCAAUCACAGUCGCAAACUAAUAAUAGUCAUCAUCAACACUAUCAUCACAGCCAACAACCGCAGCAGCAAAGUAGCAAUAAUCAAUCGCACAUUCAACACCACCAAGCACAGUUGCAUAGCAGUGGUCACUAUAAUCAGCAUAACAGCUUACUUCCAGCGUCGACGCUUCAAUCGCAGCAGCCGUCUCAGAAUCAUCAUCUGCUGCAGCAGACGUCACAUCAUCAACAGCUGCAACAUGCAGCCAAUUUUCACGUUCCAGUCGGAGUGAAUCACAUUUACAGCAAUUCUUCUCCACAAGCGAAUGCAAUCGAAAUCGAUCACACCGCUGGUUCGCUCGGAAUUGGGGCACUUAGCCAGCAGAUACCACACAUCGGACAGGAUGCUCAACUCCUGCCAGCGCAUCUCAAAUGCGGCAUGUGGGCUUCACUCGCUCUGGCAACCGUGUUUGUGGCCGGAGCAAAAUUUUAUUUUGACCAUCAAGGAACUGGUCUGGAAGUGCUCAUAUUCUGUGCAUUUUCGGCGACCUUUUUCUUAGCAGCGUGCACAGUUUCUCUCUGCCGACGUCCAAGGGACCUGCAGAUUUCUGCCAACAAUGUGAUAUCGGAGACCAUCUCCAAUGGGGAACAGAAUUCCCUUCAGAACAAUCCGGACCUAGUGAAUAGCCAUCCGUCACCACUGCUAAACGGCAGCGCUGGUGGAACAAAUCCGCAAAAUUCGCUGGCCCUAUUGGCGCCUCCGCCGCCAUACCAUAUUGCCAUUCUGUUGCCGGAAAGCACCAAGGAAACGGAUGAAACGCCGCCACCGUCAUACGAUAAAAUAGUGAUAUAAUGAUUAUCGUCAACCUUACUGAAUAUCGCACAAGUUACAACUACACACUCAACAGCUGAUGUGCAAAGUAUUCACAGCUGAUCGCUCUAAUAUAACCAUACGCAACUAAGGAGCCAGAAGGGAUCCGAAUAGUUUGAGCAGCACACAAUGGAAUGAAAAAUGGCCUAAAUUGAUCACGGUUCAACCGAAUUUGUUAUUUUAAUUGUUAAUUGUGACUUCUUGUAGAAGUAGCUAUUUCUGCUAAUUAUUUAUAAUUUAUAUUUUGAUUAUUUUUUUACAAUACAGAAUUAACCAUGCGCACUAACUUCACGUAUGAAUGCAAUAACAUUUUACUACUUCUGUCUAUAAAGUAUGCUCACCAACAUAUUUGAAUAGGUAUUGUGUACAUACAUGUUUCCAUUGGAUCUCAAUUAUGAAAAAAAUUAGUUGUGCUAUACUUUUAGUACGGUCUACUAUUAAAUAUGUUCUCUUGAUGUAAUUAAAUAUGCAGAUCUACUCAAUCCGGUUGUAUGCUAUCCCCUUAUAGUUAUCAAUUAUUUAAGAUGUUUGAACUGAAAAUAAUCAUUUCUAGUAGAUCCUAUUGUUUAAAAGUAGAUCGAACUUACGGCCAUACGUAAUCCUUCAGUUGAUUCUGUGAUUGUUCCCAUUCUAUUUUUAGCAUAUAGCUGUUCCAUUGUGUGCUUAGUUUCAUAUCUUUGUAGAAUAUCAGCUAAUUGAAACCAUUAAGCAAAUCAUUACAGUCUUAUAAUAAGUAGGGCCAACAUAGUGCUUCGGGUGAACAUUUUACCAUGUAAGACGGGUAGAGAGAAAAUAUAAUAACUAUUUUCGAAUCAAUUCACAUUUAUUAAAUACACCGAACUCUCGUAGUGACGAUGUACUUUCAUUCGAUGUUAUACUAAGGGCCAGGACAUUCAGUUGCGGAAACCUUUAAAUCAUUAAAUGCGGCAAAACAAGAGUUAGCCCAAAAAUAGAAUAUUGUAAUCAAUCAGUAAAAGACGAAGCUUGUGUACAUUUUUAUUUAGUUUUAGUACAACGUUUCAAUACGCCAUCAUGUUGAGGCACCAAGUGCCGUACAAAAUUUAACUAAGUUUAAAAUUAUUUGCGAUAUUGCAUGAGGAGUAUCGUAAUAAAUCCUUGUGACAAGGGGAUUUGCGGUGUACCAACAAUGAAGAUUAUACGUUAUUACAUGACAAGAGGAUAUGCUUAUAGUUUUAAUGCUGUUCCUUACGUGGCAGGCAGCAACAAGACAAUUGUGUUAGACUUAGAAUCGAGUAAUUAAAAUUUUAAUAAAUUUUAUGACCGAUGCCAA